Sardina pilchardus (European sardine) is the source of this 1631-nucleotide messenger RNA. Its product is annotated as E3 ubiquitin-protein ligase pellino homolog 2. The record is from RefSeq and is a predicted model, not a curated record. Lineage: Eukaryota; Metazoa; Chordata; Actinopteri; Clupeiformes; Clupeidae. Gene Ontology annotation, molecular function: ubiquitin protein ligase activity; protein binding. The transcript is spliced from 6 exons. The coding region runs from base 213 to 1574 and encodes 453 amino acids. Gene Ontology annotation, biological process: protein polyubiquitination; regulation of Toll signaling pathway.
CUCACUGGCCUUUAUCUUUGGGGAGUUUUUUUCUACAUCAUUUGUAAAGGAAAUGCGCCCUCCAAAAAUCCACCUCUAAGUGUCGGAAUGAAUAAUGCACUCGUUACCGACGCAUCGUUUUAACCCUUGAUAGUAGCAUACCCGCGCUGAAACUUAUCGUUUGAAAAAAAAAUUGUUCUGGAAAGCGCAUAACAUCUGCCUUCGCGAGUCUGAUGUUGUCGCCGAACCAAGACGAACAUGCCCACUCUAAAGAUCCGGUGAAAUACGGAGAAUUGGUGAUUCUUGGGUAUAAUGGCUCGCUGCCGGGGGGUGACCGAGGCCGCAAGAAGAGCCGCUUCGCUCUCUACAGACGGGCCAAAGCCAACGGAGUCCGGCCCAGCACUGUACACAUCCUCACCAACCCACAGGACAGCAAGGUGAGUGAGUGUGUACACAUCCUCACCAACCCACAAGACAGCAAGGCGGUCAACAGCAAGGGCCACCACAGCAUCUCCUUCACUCUGUCCCGUAACCAGACAGUGGUGGUCGAGUACUGCCAUGACCCGGACACAGACAUGUUCCAGAUUGGCCGCUCCACGGAGAGCCCGAUUGACUUUGUGGUGACGGACACGGCGGGGGUUUCCAAGGAGACGGAGGACUCGUCGGUGUCGCCCAGCACCAUCUCACGCUUCGCCUGCCGUGUGGUGUGCCAACGCCACCCCCCCUACACCGCCCGCAUCUACGCCGCCGGAUUCGACUCCUCCAAGAACAUCUUCCUCGGGGAGAAGGCCACUAAGUGGAAGAACCCUGACGGUCACAUGGACGGGCUGACCACCAAUGGCGUGCUGGUGAUGCAUCCCGAGGGUUUCCCUGACGACUCCAAGCAGGGGGCGUGGCGUGAGAUCUCCGUGUGCGGCGACGUCUACACACUACGGGAGACGCGCUCGGGACCUGUACGGGGACAACUGGCUCAGGGCGAGAGCAGCGCGCUGCAGGACGGCUCGCUGGUGGACCUGUGCGGCGCCACGCUGCUGUGGCGCACGGCCGAGGGUCUGCUGCGCGCGCCCACCCUGCGCCACCUGGACGCGCUGCGGCUGGAGCUGAACGCCGGGCGCCCGCAGUGCCCCGUGGGCCUCAACACGCUGGCCUUCCCCAGCCUGCCGCGCAGCCACAGCCUGGAGGAGCGCCAGCCCUGGGUCUACCUGGCCUGCGGGCACGUGCACGGGCGCCACGACUGGGGCCAGCGGCCGGAGCGCCACCGCGAGGAGGGCGGCGGCGGGGGCGGCGGCGGGGAGGACGGCGGGGGCGGCGCGGGCGUCGGGGGCAACCGCGAGUGCCCGCUGUGCCGCUCCGUGGGGCCGUACGUGCCGCUGUGGCUGGGCAGCGAGCCGGCGCUCUACGUGGACGCGGGCGCCCCCACACACACCUUCACGCCCUGCGGGCACGUCUGCUCGGAGCGCACGGCGCGCUACUGGGCCGACACGCCGCUGCCCCACGGCACACACGCCUUCCGCCCCACAUGCCCCUUCUGCUCCACGCCGCUCGCGCCCGCGGCAGGCUUCUCCCGCCUCAUCUUCCAGGGCCCCGUGGACUGACCCAACCCCCCCACCCCCCCAGGACCCCGUGGACUGACCCAACAGCACCACCCCCCC